Messenger RNA from Linnemannia hyalina, 1839 nucleotides. The record is from the annotation of a GenBank genome assembly. Lineage: Eukaryota; Fungi; Mortierellomycota; Mortierellomycetes; Mortierellales; Mortierellaceae.
AUGAGCACGUUUGCAUCGUUGAUGGAGAGCGCUCAGCGCGAGGACCCCAGGGCACAAUUCCUCCUCGGCCAAUACUUUGAGGAGGGUCAGGAGGGGUCCCAAAAGAACCCUGGUCAGGCCCUCCAAUGGUACACCAAGGCAGCCUACAACGGCGAAACCGACGCCCUCUUUCGAGCUGCCUAUUGCUACGAACACGGUAUCGGCACCGUCCCCAACAUCAAGGGUGCCGAGGACUGGUACACCGCAGCCGCCAACAAGGGCCAUCUCGAGGCCCAAUUCCAUCUGGCCGAGCUCUACUCGCGAGGAGGUGCUGGCGUGGCCAAGAAUCCCAAGGCGGCGUUUGAUUUGUACCUCAAGGCGGCCUAUGCGAGUCAUACGCCCUCGACCCGUCGUGUUGGAGAGUGUCUGAUGAAGGGUGAGGGAUGUCAGGCGACUGCUGAGGGAGCUUCGAUGUGGCUCGAGACGGCGGCCAAGAACGGGGAUGCGAAAUCGACGAUUCGUCUGGCAGAAUUGUAUACUACCGGGUCUGGAGACGCCUUUCCGGCGGAUGCCGAGAAGGCGUUUGGAUGGUGGAUGACGGCAGCGACGGCGGUUGAAGGGUCGAUUGAUGUGAUUGACAAGUCGUUGGCAGAGUACAAGGUUUCCGAGGCGUUGUUGAGCGGUAAAGGCACGGAAAAGAAUGUCAAGGUCGGAAUGCAGUGGUUGCUCCAGUCUGCACAGGAGGGUCAUCCAGAGGCCAUGCAUGUCUAUGCAAAGUUGCUCAACAACCCGCCUUCGGCCGAGAUUGUCAAGGAUACUGGCCAUGCGAUGGAGUGGCUCGAGAAGGCUGCGACUGCUGGAUGGGCCGAGUCGUUGUUGAGUCUUGGAAAUGCUCACCAGUAUGGCAUGUAUGGCAAGGUUGUCGAUUUUGAGCAGGCAUUUUACUUUUAUGAGAAGGCUGCGGAAAAGGGCAAUGGAAAGGCUAUGGCGACGAUUGGAAACAUGUACUCGCAAGGGCAAGGAACAACAAAGUCAGCCGAGAAGGCAUUCGAGUGGUGGCUCAAGGCCGCGCAGCUGGGAGUACCUGUUGCCCAGAACGAGAUUGGAUACUGCUACAGAGACGGAUGGGGCACGAAUCAGAACCACAAGGGCGCUGUCGAGUGGUUCACAGCAGCGGCCAACAAUGGACAUGCGGAUGCCUGCUGUGCGUUGGCUCUGUCUUACAUCAACGGUCGUGGAGUGCCCGCCAACAUGGAGAUGGCGUUCGAGUGGUUUAACAAGGGCGCGGAACUUGGAUCGGGCAAGGCGAUGUACAACCUCGGGAUGAUGUACAAGAAGGGCGACUUUGUGCAAAAGGAUGACAAGAAGAAGUUUGCGUGGUACGAGAAUGCGCUCCGGAAUCACUAUGAGGAGGCGGCGUAUGAUUUAGGAGUCUGUUACUUGAACGGCGAGAAUGGAUCCAAGGACCCGGCCAAGGCUCGGGAACUGUUUGUCCGAGCCAACAACAAUGCCAACUCUGCAGAGGCGUGUAUCAACCUGGCAGCGAUGGCUGUCAACGAGCGGAACGACUGGGCCGAGGCUUUCGACUGGCAGAUGGCGGCGGCGUCAAAGGGUCAUGCAAUUGGAAUGAGACGUGUGGCGAUCAUGUACAAGGAAGGCAAGGGAGUUGGAGUGAACCCCAAGGAGGCAAUGGGAUGGUUCUUGAGGGCAGCGCAGGCGGGAGAUGUGCCUUCGAUGGGUCAUUUGGCCAACUGUUACAAGACUGGGUUUGGAACUGAGAAGAACUUGGAGAACGCGACGACGUGGGAGAUCAAGGCCAUGCAAGGACAAGUCGUUGCCCAAGGCGCUCACUUCAAAUAG